CGUCUGUGUGUGUAUAUAUGUGUGUACUAUUUUUUUUAUUUUAUUAAAAAAAAAAAACGCCCUUUAAUUAUCUAAAAAAAAAUUAUACAUCAUGGGUGAAAAAGAAGAAUUCUAUGUUCGUUACUAUUCUGGACACAAGGGACGUUACGGCCACGAAUUUUUGGAAUUUGAAUUUAGAUCCGAUGGUCUUUGUCGAUAUGCUAAUAAUUCCAACUACAGAAACGAUAGUUUAAUCAAGAAAGAGAUGUACGUGAGUCAAGCUGUCAUUGAGGAAUUAAAGAAGAUUAUUCAAGAUAGUGAAGUCAUGAAGGAAGAUGACAGCCAAUGGCCUACCAAGAAUGUGGUUGGAAGUCAAGAAAUUGAAGUUCGUCUUGGUAAUGAACACAUUUCCUUUGAGACAUCCAAGUUGAGUUCGCUUGUGGAAGUACAGGAGAGUAAGGAUCCUGAAGGUUUACGUGCAUUUUACUAUCUCGUUCAAGAUUUAAAGGCCUUUGUGUUUUCUUUAAUUUCACUGCAUUUUAAGAUUAAACCUAUUAACUAGAAGGAGAAGAAUAAAUACACGAUCCCUUUUUUUUUUUUUUUUCCUUUUUUUUUAUAUUGAUAUAUAUAAAUAUAUAUAUAUAUAUAUAUUUG
This is a messenger RNA of Mucor mucedo, 633 nucleotides long. RefSeq lists its product as uncharacterized. NCBI's taxonomy places the organism in Eukaryota, Fungi, Mucoromycota, Mucoromycetes, Mucorales, Mucoraceae. The coding region runs from base 92 to 541 and encodes 149 amino acids. Gene Ontology annotation, biological process: RNA splicing. The record is from RefSeq and is a predicted model, not a curated record. Gene Ontology annotation, cellular component: nucleus; exon-exon junction complex. The transcript is spliced from 6 exons.